AUGCCGCAGGUUUCACAGCAUCUCGGCACUUACAAGCAGAAAGGCCGAAUCCUUCCCAUCUCACCAGAGCGGUUAAAGCAUUUUCUUGUCAACCAUAAAGGAAGUUCGGGGCGAAUGUCGGGCUGGAAGAGCAAUGAUUGGGUAUAUGGCGUCCAGAGGCCUCACAGGACAUACGCUAUGGGCCGAAUGUCUAUUGACCUGGAUGUCCUGGAUUCAGCGGAGGAGAGCAAAUCCCCACGGUCAUGGCUUUGGAUUUGUCUUGGACUUCGAGACCGUCUAUGCUGGAGCCGCGAAAGUUGCCGCUGA
Molecule: messenger RNA, 306 nt
Organism: Nannizzia gypsea CBS 118893
Lineage: Eukaryota; Fungi; Ascomycota; Eurotiomycetes; Onygenales; Arthrodermataceae
Exons: 2
Coding region: 1-306 (101 amino acids)
Source: RefSeq, a predicted model, not a curated record